Messenger RNA from Arvicola amphibius (Eurasian water vole), 1977 nucleotides. Its product is annotated as tripartite motif-containing protein 75-like. The record is from RefSeq and is a predicted model, not a curated record. NCBI's taxonomy places the organism in Eukaryota, Metazoa, Chordata, Mammalia, Rodentia, Cricetidae. The transcript has 6 exons. The coding region runs from base 1 to 1977 and encodes 658 amino acids. Gene Ontology annotation, molecular function: zinc ion binding; protein binding.
AUGCCGGCCAUGCCAGUCCAAGACAGAGGACCUCAGUUUGAGCUCAGGACUCCAGGUGAAGGUCCUCAUCACUGUUGCUGUGGAGAGAAUCAAAUCUGGAUCCUGGAAGGCGAUCCCUCAGACUUCAGGGUGCAACCUCAUCAUGGAAGGACUCCUAGGGUCUCAGCCCUAUCAUGUCAGCACUUGGGAGGUGAGAAGCAGAGAGGAUCAUGGGUUACAGGAUACUUCAUCAAGGCUGUGACACCUCUUGUUUCUUGUCUGUCUACACCCAGGGCUCUGCCCUUCCCACAGGGCACCCCAGAGCCAAGUGUCAGCAGAAAGCCCACCCAGGUCCAGACCUUUAUCCCCAGUCUGAUGUCACAGGCAUUGAACUUGACCAAACUCCAGGCAGAGACCAAAUGUAACAUCUGUCUGGAUGACCUGCAAGACCCAGUCACCACAGAAUGCGGACACAACUUCUGUCAUACCUGCCUCACAUCCUUCUGUGCACAAUGGCAAGAAUGGUUCCCCUGCCCGGUCUGUCGACAGCCAUGCAACAUGAAGAAUCUCUCAAACAAUAUCCAGCUUGGGGUAAUGGUUGAAAUGGCCCAGGAGCUGUAUAACUUGACAAGCAAGAGCAACAACAGUCAGGAGACCAGUACUCGAUGUGAGCAGCACGACCAAGUUCUGACCUUCUUCUGUGAGGAGGACCUGCAGCUGCUGUGUGACCAGUGCAUCGGGUCUGGGGGCCACAGCAGCCAUCAGGUGACCCCCGUUGCAGAGGCUGCCUCUCAUCACAGGACAGAGCUUCACGGAAUGAUCAUAUCCCUCCAGGGGAAACUAAAAGAGGUUCAAGAGUUAAACACCCUUCAAAUAAAAAAAACCUGGAAGUUAAGGCAUCAGGCAGAAGCCCAGAGGAAAGAACUGACAGCUGAAUUUCAGCAACUCAGCCAGUUUUUACAUGGGGAACAGCAGGCAGCUUUCUCCAGGCUACGGGAUGAGGAGAGGGAUCUCAAGCAGAAGCUUAGUGAAAACAUAGCAGCAUUGGAGAACCAUGUUUCCACAGUCAGGGGUCUCUUUGGCCACGUGGUGGCAGGCAGAGCACACUCAGAUGUAGAAAUGCUGUCGACAGUCAAGGACUUCUACCAGAGAUCUGAGAGUCUUUGCAGCCCCGACAUUGUCCCGGCUCAGAUAGAAAGAGAAGCCUACAACUUCCCUCCUCAGUAUUCAGCUCUGCAGAAACUGAUACAGCAAUUUACAGUUCAGGUAACUCUAGACCCAGAAACAGCCCAUCCAAACCUGCUUGUGUCUGAGGAUAGAAAAUGUGUCACAUUGUUAAUGAAAAAACAAGAUCCUCCGGGUUCUUCAAAAAGGUUUACCGAUAGCCCUGUUGUGUUGGGGAUUCCAAAUUUUAAUUCUGGGAGACAUUACUGGGAGGUGAAGGUGGGAAAGAAGUCCGAGUGGGCUAUUGGUAUCUGCAAAGCCAAUCUGUCCCCUGGGGCGAGGCAGUCCUUUUCUGCCCCUCUGGAAUGCUGGAGGAUCCUCUGGCAGGGUGACUGCUUUGUGGUCUCAGGAGCUGCUGACCCAAACUCUAAGCUGAAGGUCACAACACCCAGAACCAUUGGCAUUUUCCUGGACUAUGAGUUGGGAGAGGUCUCCUUCUACAGCAUGCCUGAGAAAUCUCACAUCUACACUUUCAGGGACACUUUCACUGAGCCCGUUUGCCCUUAUUUCUACCUGAAACUUCAUUCAGAACCACUUAGGCUGUGCUCUGCCUCAGAUGGCCCUGAUUGGUUCAUGGUAGAGGAGGGAAAGAAGGGAGAGGAGGAAAAUGCUGGCUCUGGAGAACAAACCAGCAAACAAACCACAACAGAUUUUCCCUCACCUGAUCUGCCCUCACUCAUACCAAAUGCCCAUGAGACUCUAGAAGAAAACAGGGAGCACCAGGAACGAUGUCUUCUCUCAGCAGCUGACUGUGGCAAGAACGGACUGGUUUGA